AGCUGGGGUGAAUGGGCUGUCAAGUGUCCACUGAUGGUAGUCAAUUUGAAAGGUCAGACUAUGAUAAACUGUGGAAGCGCAUGAAUUCCGUGUCGGAGCCCGUGCCGAGCCACGGGAAGAAGCCACCGAAAAAUGUGCUCGCGGAGCACGGCGGGUGGAAGAUUUUGAGAAUUCUACUUGUUUCUACUUACAAGGAUUUCAGGAAUGAAAGACGGGCGGUUUUGGAUUUGGUGGAAAACAAAUUACAGCCAAUUGCAUCGGAGAAGCAUGUGAUUUUACAGGUGGAGGACUUCAGUUGGGGAUCAAAGGCGCAUUUGGAGGAAGCUUCUAGUCUAUACCUGAUAGAAAGACUGUGUCGAGAAGCGGUUUCAAGUUCCUCAUACUUCUAUUUGCACUUCCUCGGAGAAUGUUCCGGAUACAUACUCGAUCCCAACUUUACCGACCAAUCAUUUCUCCGGCAGCACUCAAUUUCCACAGGCCAAUCGUUUUCAGAAGUUUUCCUCCAACUCUCAGGUCUUCAAAACGAAAAAUCUCUCUUCCUCUACCGUAACCCAAGUUUUCACCAGGAGCUUCCCUUUAAUGUGACCCAUUUUAUAGAUGGUCCUGUGAAUCGGGAACGAGCAAAAUACCUGACAACUAUGGUGAGAGGAGAGGCACCUGCGUCGAAAUUCAUUGAGUAUUCUGUACGAACAUCUGGAAUUAACAAUAUUCACUUUAAACAUAUUAUGUUUGACGAAUUAAGUGGAAUCACUAAGCCGAUAGAAGCAAUGGUGGGGAAGUAUUUGGAGAAGCUUCCAGAUGGAGAAGCGGGAAUUCCGAGUGUUGAGGAGUUUAUGAACGAAUAUUAUUCACAGCUUCAUGUUAAUCAGACUAUUAUGUCAAAGAUAGAAUACAACCUGAAAUCUCAUAAAUCCAUAUUGCUCGUCGGUGACUACUGUACCGGAAAAACGUCAAUUCUUCACAGAAUUCAAUGGAAAUACCGAGACGCUGUAAUAGUUCAAGCUAAGGAGAAAAUGAGUGCAAUCGAGCUCCGAAGAGCAAUCGAGGCAAAAACAAAUGUAAUUCUGCAUGAUGUUGAGCAAAAAGUGGUACGGUAUCUGUUGGUAGAUGAUAUUCAUUUGGCUUCAAAAGAAGCUCAGCAGUAUUUGAUUGGAAAUGAAGAGCUGGUUAUAGUUGCCACAAGUCGAAAGAAGAAGCUUGAAGUUGACAUGAAUCGGAUUAUAAUUCCGCAUUUAGAGCCGGAAGACAUUUUGGACGAGCUUUCAUUUUGGCUCAACGGCGGUGAAAAGGAGAAGAGUGGGGUCCCAUCGGUAAAAGCCUCCAAUAUUUUGAAAAUGUCCCAACAAAAGCGUAGGCGGAGCAUUGGCACUGUAGAAGACGGACACCAACCCGACGAAAAUAUCGGCUGGAACAGCUUGAAAUGCCGGGUAAUUGGGACUCUGGGAAGGAUUGGGAGCUCCGACGAGAAGUGUGCUCAGCUGGCUCAGCUGUCAACUUUGAGUGUUGUGGAAGCUGACAUGUGCCUUAUGGAAUCUGACGGAAAAGGACAUCUCCUAAUAGCAACACUUUGCUAUUUGACAAUUGUGGAGUCCGGCCUAAACGAAAUGGAGCUGAGAAGUUUGCUCAUUUUGGAGUAUAACCUGUUGCCAAUAGCAAUACGAAGGAAUUAUAAAAAUUUGCCGUUUGAUUAUUGUCCGGACGAGUUUGGUACCACGAGUUGUACUCAAACUUUGCCACUUCGCUGGUAUUUUGUUUUGCACCGGCUCGGACAUCUUUUCAUGAAAAUUGAUGGGGAUAGCAAUCAUUUUGUACUACCAUCAGCUUGUAGAAGGGUGGUUUUUAAGAAAUACCUAAAGCACCCUCACAACUUGGAGCACUUCAAGAAGAAUUUCAAGGAAUUUUUGACAAAUUUUUCUGGAAAAGAAUGGAAUCGCAAUCGACAAAUUAAAAUGUAUCUUUGAAUUAAAAAAGAAAGAAUAUUUUAUUUAAAAAAAUAUGUACAUAAUUA
Messenger RNA from Caenorhabditis elegans, 2008 nucleotides. It is a transcript of the gene F15E6.9, whose product is annotated as RING-type domain-containing protein. NCBI's taxonomy places the organism in Eukaryota, Metazoa, Nematoda, Chromadorea, Rhabditida, Rhabditidae. The record is from RefSeq and is marked reviewed. The transcript is spliced from 13 exons. The coding region runs from base 12 to 1961 and encodes 649 amino acids.